Molecule: messenger RNA, 1579 nt
Organism: Rhodofomes roseus
Lineage: Eukaryota; Fungi; Basidiomycota; Agaricomycetes; Polyporales; Fomitopsidaceae
Exons: 7
Coding region: 417-1433 (338 amino acids)
Source: RefSeq, a predicted model, not a curated record
GUGACGGGGUUGGGGACACCGGACUAUGCACGAUUGCUGACAGUACUCGGGCUGUGAGCCGUGUCUCCUGCACCUUGCUUGAAUUCAAGGUGCCUCGCUGCCAGCUCGCAAUCCAGAGUGCAGAAUCUUGAGGUCAUGAUUUCCAACGAGUGCAUCAAGUAUGAUGAUUAUGCCUGUGGUAAGCUCUUGUAUGCACCAAGCUUGCCUAAAGCCUUGCGUGUCGUCCAGCUCGUCGGUAUACAGUAAUACCGUCCCCGACCCGCUGUAUCAACGGACGAAGCUCGAUCACGACCGAUUCUCGAAACAGUGCAUCACCUAUCCACACAGAUUCUCCAGGCCGUCUCGGGCUUCCACAAAUAGCAUAGGCCUGAGGACGACCUCUUGCACAGUCAGCCAGCGUCACCGGCCCACGGCCAAUGAUCGACAGUGCCGAGGGAGAAUGCCCCGCGCACCGUCACGGCGGCUUACAUCUUGGCAUGCUACGCCCGCACUCCCGGGCCUGGGGAUCCUGCCGACCACACACAGUAAGGGAUGAUGUGCGAGCGGCGCUCCUGUGCGCACUUAAAAGUAUGUCCGCAGAUAGCAUACCGGCAGACCGUGCCUUCUACGAGAAGCUCUACUAUCUUCAUCCGGAAGAACUCGCGUUCUUCACUGCUCAGACGGGGAUCACGGAUGAGGAAGAACUGAAGCAGCACAUAAUGAGUGUCCAGGCGGACGCUCUGAAGGUCACACCGUACACUUGCAUCAGGGCGUUUGCCUUCACGAAGCUCGUAGCAAGCCGUAUCCCUGCGUACGAACAAGCUAUCAAGCUGGGGAAGGAGCGCGAGGGCGCUAUCCUGCUCGAUAUAGGAUGUUGCUUCGGAGUUGACGUCAGGAAGGCUGUGGCCGACGGCUUUCCCACUGAGAACGCCAUUGGGUCGGAUUUGCACCCGGAGUACUGGGACCUCGGUCACAAGCUCUUCAAGACUACCGCAAACGAAUUUCCUGCCCACUUUCUUGGUGGCGAUGCCUUCGAAUCAGCCUUCUUCGAGAGUGGCCCGGUUCUCGACUCGCCGCCCGCCACGCCGGCACCUGCGCUCGCCUCCCUGAAGACACUCACGCCGCUGAACGGGCACGUCUCCGUGAUCCACGCCUCCUCGUUCUUCCACCUGUUCACCGAGGAGAAGCAGCUCGAGCUCGCGCGCAAGCUCGCAGGGCUGCUCUCGCCCGUGCCCGGAUCCAUGAUCUUCGGCAUGCACGCUGGGCUGCCCGAGAAAGGCCUGUGGACGGAGCGCUCCGCGAUGCGCAAUGGGCAGCAGAUGUUCUGCCACUCGCCGGAGAGUUGGAGAGGGCUGUGGGACGGAAAUGUGUUCGCGAAGGGCAAGGUGAAGGUCCAGGUAGCUCUGAAAGAGGCGCGGGAGCGGAUGCUGCUUUGGUCUGUUACGAGGCUUUGAAGGAUAUCAAGCUGAUUCUACUUGUAUGUGUGAUAUCGAUGUUCGGCAUUCCGCGUCGACGUCGUGGAUCCUCGGUAAUUCGUAUGUCUUGCUUUUGCGACUACACCUGAAUCAGCGCGAACAGGACGCUACGCUACACCGCCUCU